Molecule: messenger RNA, 1512 nt
Organism: Scheffersomyces coipomensis
Lineage: Eukaryota; Fungi; Ascomycota; Pichiomycetes; Serinales; Debaryomycetaceae
Product: ribosome biosynthesis protein
Exons: 1
Coding region: 1-1512 (503 amino acids)
Biological process (GO): ribosome biogenesis
Cellular component (GO): nucleolus
Molecular function (GO): protein binding
Source: RefSeq, a predicted model, not a curated record
AUGUCAAAGAGAUCAGCUUCAGAUGAUUUGUCUGAGUUAAAAGGCAGCUCUGCAGUGAAGACAUCAGCAGAUUCUUUCCCAACCAAUAAUGCUUCCGUAGAAGGAGAUAUUGAAAUGGGUGAAUUUGAAGAUCCUUAUGGAGAUGAGUUUGAAAGUGAUGGGGAAAUUAUUCAACUUGACGAAGAAGAAGAUGAAGAAGAAGACGAAGCAUCAGCAUCAAAGAAAAUCGAAGAGCUCGAAAAUGCUGAAGCAGAAGAAGAAAAAGAAUCAACAAUUUAUCUUCCACAUAGAUCAAAACCCUUAGGACCUGAUGAAGUGUUAGAAGCAGAUCCAUCAGUAUAUGAAAUGUUACAUAACGUUAACAUGCCAUGGCCAUGUUUAACUGUCGAUAUCUUACCUGAUAAUCUCGGCAAUGAAAGAAGAACUUAUCCUGCCAGUGUUUACGUUGCAACUGCUACUCAAGCUUCCCGUAAUAAAGACAAUAAUUUAAUUGCUAUGAAGUUAUCAUCAUUAGCAAAGACUUUAGUUAAGGAUGAAGAUGACGACGAUGAUGAAGAAGAUGAAGAUGACGAAGAUGUUGACCCUAUAAUGGAUAGUGAAACUAUUCCUUUGAAAGACACUACUAAUAGAAUUAGAGUCUCUCCACAUGCAUCUCAAACCGGGGAAUAUUUAACAGCCACCAUGUCAGAAAGUGGUGAAGCAUUCAUUUAUGAUUUAUCAUCUCAAUUCAAAGCAUUUGAUACUCCUGGAUUCAUGAUCCCAAAAAAUGCCAAAAGACCAAUUCAUACAAUCAGAAGUCACGGUAACGUCGAAGGUUACGGUUUAGAUUGGUCACCUUUGGUCAAUACCGGUGCCUUAUUGACUGGGGAUGUAUCAGGUAGAAUCCAUUUAACAUCAAGAACUACAUCAAGUUGGGUAACCGACAAGACUCCAUUUUUCGCAUCACAAUCAUCAAUUGAAGAUAUUCAAUGGUCAACAGGUGAAUCAACUGUUUUCGCAACUGCUGGUUGUGAUGGAUAUGUAAGAAUAUGGGAUACUAGAUCGAAAAAACAUAAACCUGCAUUAUCCACCGUUGCUUCUAAAUCAGAUGUAAAUGUUAUUUCUUGGUGCGGUAAAAUAAAUCAUUUAUUGGCUUCCGGUCACGAUGACGGUACAUGGAGUGUAUGGGAUUUACGUAACUUUAGUUCUCAAACGCCAAGUCCUGUUGCUAACUACGAUUUCCAUAAAUCUCCAAUUACUUCCAUUUCCUUUAAUCCUCUUGACGAAUCUAUAAUAGCAGUUUCUUCAGAAGAUAAUACUGUUACAUUAUGGGAUUUGGCUGUUGAAGCUGAUGAUGAAGAAAUUUCAAACCAAAGAAAAGAAACCAAAGAAUUGAAUGAUAUUCCACCACAAUUAUUAUUUGUCCACUGGCAGAGAGAUGUAAAAGAUGUCAGAUGGCACAAACAAAUACCCGGAUGUUUGAUUUCAACCGGUAGUGAUGGUUUGAAUAUUUGGAAGACAAUUUCAGUUUGA